UCUCCGGGCCCGCUCGGCGCUCGGCCGGCCGCCUUGCGUACGUCGCGCAUCGCGCUCUGUGUCCGGGUGCUUCCGUCAUGUCGACUGCUAUGAACUUCGGGACCAAGAGCUUCCAGCCGCGGCCCCCGGACAAGGGCAGUUUCCCGCUGGAUCACUUCGGUGAAUGUAAAAGCUUUAAAGAGAAAUUCAUGAAGUGUCUUCGUGACAAUAAUUUUGAAAAUGCUUUAUGCAGAAAUGAAUCAAAAGAAUAUUUAGAGUGCAGAAUGGAAAGGCAACUGAUGGCUCAAGAACCACUGGAAAAACUGGGAUUUGGAGAUUUGGUAGAUGGACAGUCAGAGGCUAAGAGUAAAUUUUAAUAAAUGAGGAGCAUUGGCCAUCAGGAGGCCCUAUGCUGAGGCCCACUGGUGCCUCGAAUUCGCCCUGAAGCCGCAUGGAGGUGCCUCCCUGUGGAUAUUCCUUAUAACCAGGGACUUGGCUUGACUUCUGAAGCUCCCAAAUCAUUUUCAUUAAUUGCUGUUCUUUUUAGAUUCUCAUUUUCUCAUAACAGAGUAGUUUAAUCUAUCAAUCCGCAUGCAGCACAGGGUCCCCAGGAGGCUCACAGCAGGAGGGAAGAGCUCUGGAGUGAUAUCCUGCCUAGGGCACCUUCACACUGUGGUGCCCUGAGCAGCUUUCCCAAGGACCCACUCACCCUGCAGAUAUCAGACUCUUACUUGCAGAUCAUCAGAGGAUAACUGUUCCCUAGCAGAACACUUUCCUUUUGUAAGCACAGAUACACAUGCCAGUUUGGGUUUUUUUGUUUUUUAUUUUUUGUUUUUGUUUACAAAUGUAGAAUACAAAAUAAGAAGUGAGAAAUUAUUUGGCUUUUGACCUACUUGACUUUUUUUUUCCUUUUUUUUUUCGAUACUAGGUAUUGAAUCCAUGGGUGCUCUACCUCUAAGCUAUAUCCCCAGACCUUUUUAUUUUGGGACACGAUCUUGCUAAAUUGCCCAAGCUGGCCUUGAACUUACGGUCUUCUUGCCUCAGCUUCCCAAGUAGCUGGGAUUAUGUGUGUGCACAACCACAUCUGGCUCAUACUUGACUUCUUGAUUUUUAAAAUUUUAUUUAUUUUGUGUGAGGAGCAGGGACAGUACUAGGGACUGAUCCCGGGGCCCAUACACUGAGCAACAUUGCCAACCAUUUUUUGCUUUUUAUUUUGAGAUUGGAUCUUUCUAAAUCACUUAAGUCACCUAGUCUGGGCUCAAAUUUAUAAUGCUCCUGGCUCAGCCUCCUGGAGUGCUGGGAUUACAGGUAUGCACCACCCCAACUGGCUCUUGAUUUUUUUUUUUUUUAUGCAUCGUACCAAGUAGCUUUAUAAUUGAGUCAUUUUCUGAUUCAUAUCAGGCUAUAUUUAUAAAACUAGAUACUGGGGCCGGGGAUUUGGCUCAGUGGUGCCAUUGCCUGCCUCACAAGCGCAAGGUCCCAAGUUUGAUCCCCAGUACCAAAAAAAUAAAGUAAAACUAGAUACGUAGUUUCAAUAAGUCAUUUAUUGCAUCUCUGAAGGCUAGAAUAUUGAGCAGAGUUAGACCUACAUAGGUUGUUUUCUGGGUUUUCACCUUGUAAUAGCAUCCACACUUACCUCUCAGCCAGUACUGGCUCAAGACUCCUGCAUGCACUGGAGUCAUGGUCCUAUAACAUGUCUUUCAGUAAGCAAUACUUGGAGCAUGCUUCUCAGCCUCAGGCAGGUUUCAGGGUUGCCUCUAGAGAGUUUAAACAUUACAGCUGUCUGGUGCCCAGGCAGAAUAUCUGGGAUGGGUUUGCUGUAUCCCAGGGUUUAAAGCCAAGCACAAAGGCCAGUGCCAUGUGAGCCUGGGCCUGUGUGUCCUCUGUCCUAUCCUGCUUCCCAGCACUGUUGGGAAGGAGUGGCUCCCCAGGCCACUUUACCUGGCUCUCGAGACAAAAAGACGAGGUAUUUACUCCAGGUGGGAAAUCUGAGUUUUACAUAGACGGUUCUGAGACUAUUCUAGGGUUGAAAAACUAGAAGUACAUUGUGGAUACUGAGAGCCUGCUAUACUGAACUGGUGGCUUUCUGAUGUAAAAGCCAGAUACAGAAAUAGGUAUAGGUGUCUGUGGGUAUGCAGGAGAAUGUUUCCUAGCCUCACGUACCAGGGCCUGGGAGCCAUGACAGCCAGCCCCAGGCUCUGUGUUCUUUUUUUUUUUUGGUACCAGGGAUCAAACUCGGGUCCUUGUGCUUGUGCGGCAGGCAACGAAACCACUGAGCUAAAUCCCUGGACCAUGGCUCUGGGUUCUGAUACUGUUCUCUGACAGAAGGAACAGGGUCCCGGCUGAAGCCAGGCCAGCACAGGAAAGUGCAAGAUGAGUUGAGAGUAUCUGCCAGAGAGCAGAGGGACAAAGUGUGGGCUUGUAGAAGGGAUGCUUGAGGCAACAAACAGAUCUUCCAGGGGCCGAAGCUGAGAUGGUGAGCAGGGAAGAAUGACUGUGAUAUUACGGCACACAUUAGUACCACUGCCACCAUGAGCCCGCGUGGGUAGCAGUCCCUGGAUGAGUGUUCAUGGGGCAAGGGACACGUCUUCCUUCCUCACUGUAAUGAUGUAGGCAAGAUGGUAGGGACAGUGUGUGUCUGACAGCUGCAGUGAUAAUGGCUGCGGAUGAGAGCCAUCAGUGGGCCCUGAAGUUAGUGGCAAAAUGUAAUGCAGAAUGACUCUGAAGAAACCUUCACUCAGGCUCUUGGUACGGUGACAUUGCAGGGGUCACUUUGGCCACGUGGUCAUCACCAGUAAGGCAACUUGGUGGACACAGCAUUGUUUCUGGGGUGGUUUGUCCUAACUGUACAACCAAAACCCUGAGGAAACACCAGACCCAAACUGAGGGACUGUCUUCUAGACAGUUGCACCUGCACAUCAGCCUCAAGCAUCAAGGUCACAAAAGACAGGCUGUCAGGGCUGAGCAGUCAAGGAGACAGGGCUUGGCACCCUGUGGGUCCUGGCAAGGAAGGGACACCGGGACAGACUCAGAUGAUUGCCCUGCAGGUCUGGCCAGUGUGACGCCAGGUCAAGCUCCUGCUUUGGCAUCCUGAGGUCGUGUCUGGAUCACUGAGGGAACCAGGUAGAGCCUGUCCCACCUUUGCAACUUUUGGAACUCAAGUUACUUUGAAAUAAAAAGGUUUUGUAUGAUA
Messenger RNA from Heterocephalus glaber (naked mole-rat), 3172 nucleotides. It is a transcript of the gene Cox19, whose product is annotated as cytochrome c oxidase assembly factor COX19. Gene Ontology annotation, biological process: mitochondrial respiratory chain complex IV assembly. The record is from RefSeq and is a predicted model, not a curated record. Gene Ontology annotation, cellular component: mitochondrial intermembrane space. Lineage: Eukaryota; Metazoa; Chordata; Mammalia; Rodentia; Bathyergidae.